AUGCCUCGGAAGAAUAAUGUGAUGGCUCUUAAGUCCAAGAUUGCGCAGUUGGAGACGGAGCUUGGAAAGGCACGUCCAGUUAGACAGAAGAUUGCUCAAAUUUCAGGCGAAGUCACUAGCACAAACCCCUAUAGUCGUCUCAUGGCACUUCAGAAAAUGGGUGUUGUCGAGAAUUACGCACAAAUCCGUGAAAAGGCCGUUGCGAUUGUUGGUCUUGGUGGCGUUGGCUCAGUAGCUGCGGAAAUGCUUGUCCGUUGCGGUAUCGGUCGUCUCAUCCUCUUCGACUAUGAUAAAGUAGAACUAGCGAAUAUGAAUCGCCUCUUUUUUCAGCCUCAUCAGGUCGGCUUAAGCAAAGUUCAGGCUGCAGAGGCAACAUUGCAGCUGAUAAAUCCUGACGUCAGUUUGGAGUCACACAACUACGAUAUCACCCUAGUGGACAACUUCGACGCCUUCUUGACCACAUUGCGCGGCAACGCAGGCACUCCUGUUGAUCUGGUAUGGUUUGAAUCAGGAGUUAGCGAAGACGCGCUCAGCUGCCACUUUCAGCUCAUGUAUCCGGGUCGGACGGCGUGCUUUGAGUGUAUGCCACCACUGGUGGUGGCUGCAGGCCUGAAUGACACUAAAGUACUCAAACGUGAUGGUGUCUGUGCCGCCUCCCUUCCUACCACCAUGGCUAUCGUUGCCGGUCUCAUGGUACAAAAUGUUCUCAAAUUUCUGCUCAACUUCGGUGAGGUUUCUAGCUACUUUGGCUACGGCGCAGCCAAGGACACGGUAUACCGAGUAGAUCUGCGUCCAAAUCCUUUGUGUGCGGAUGCGUGGUGCCGUCAGCGACAGAAGGAACGACGAGCGCAGCUGAUCAUACGAGGUCUACCGGAGGACGCGCCGUGGGACGCAGAGGUGCAAAUGUCCGUCGCAGCAGAACGUGAGCGAUUAGCUCGCGAGAAUGCAAUCGCUCCUCUCCAUGCAGACAACGAGUUUCAGAUCGAGUUAGUUGGCUCCUCCGUUGUUGAUGAAACUUGCUCAGAGGAUGCCGCUCCUGUUGCCUCUGUGGUGACAAGUGAGGAAUUGGCUGAAACAGGGAGGAGUGACAAUAAGGUCUCUAAUGACGGUCCAAGUCUUUACGAGUUGAUGGAGAAACUGCGAGGCCUCUGA
This is a messenger RNA of Hydatigera taeniaeformis, 1152 nucleotides long. The record is from the annotation of a GenBank genome assembly. NCBI's taxonomy places the organism in Eukaryota, Metazoa, Platyhelminthes, Cestoda, Cyclophyllidea, Taeniidae.